Molecule: messenger RNA, 11217 nt
Organism: Hansenula anomala
Lineage: Eukaryota; Fungi; Ascomycota; Saccharomycetes; Phaffomycetales; Wickerhamomycetaceae
Gene: TRA1
Product: histone acetyltransferase TRA1
Exons: 2
Coding region: 1-11217 (3738 amino acids)
Biological process (GO): DNA repair; regulation of DNA-templated transcription
Cellular component (GO): nucleus; NuA4 histone acetyltransferase complex; SAGA complex
Molecular function (GO): protein binding; transcription coregulator activity
Source: RefSeq, a predicted model, not a curated record
AUGUCCUACACCGCUCAAAUAGACACCUUUGCCAGCAGGCUUAAAGAAGAUGUCGAUUUCAAGACAAAACAUUCAAUAAUUUCUGAGUUGUCUGAUAUGAUUGAAGCAUUUACUGGCAAUACUGAAUAUGAACAUUACCUUUCACAACUUGUUCCUGUAUAUAUUGAAUUAUUGAAUACAGUUCCAAUUAGUUUUUCCAGUCAAUCAAUUGAUCACAAGUUAAGAAAUUCUAUAUUAGAGGUUUUACAUCGUUCUACAAUGAAUGAUACAUUUCAAAAUUAUGCAUUAGAAAUCAAUGAUUUACUCAUCAAACUAUUACAAACUGAAAAUGAAGAAAAUGGAGUUCUAUGUUUGAAAAUUUCAACUUCAUUGUUCAAAUCUUAUAAAUCUAUACUUGCUGAUAAGGCUGAACCAUUUAUACAAAUCAUUAUUGAAAUGUACAAAAACAUGGAUCAACUGGUGAAAGAUACAUUUGUUAACAAUGCAACAGGAACACCAAACCCAAAUAACUUGGCUUCUGGGAAUAACAAUGGUGGAUCACCUGCAAAUAAUUUCCAAUCACCAAGAGCAAUGUCCCCAAGUUUAGGUAAUGAUGAUGCUCAACCAAAACAAUUGGCUAAAGCUAUGUAUUCUUUCAAAACAAUUGCUGAAUGUCCAAUUACAAUGGUUACUUUAACUUCAUCUUAUAAGCAAUUAGUCAAUACUUCACUACCAGAUUUCAUUCCUUACAUUAUUCAAAUUUUGCAGUUGGAAGUUCCACAACAAGCUGAAGCUAGAAAGUUUGCAGAAGAAAAUGGCCAGAGAUUGACCUCAGUUACGCCAGCAAUUAAGAAUAGAUUGGCUUAUGGUGAUUUCAUUCUAGGUCAAGUUAAAGCUGCUUCAUUUUUGGCUUACAUUUUCAUUCGUGGUUAUUCACAAGCUCUACUGAAAAAAUAUACUGAAAUAAUACCUGAUCUUAUAAUGAGGCUACUACAAGAUUGUCCGAGUGAACUAUCCGCUGCUAGAAAAGAACUAUUACAUGCAACAAGACAUAUCCUAACAACACCUUACAGAAAUUUGUUUAUUUCAAAACUUGACUUAUUAUUUGAUGAACGUGUGUUGAUUGGUGAUGGAUUAACUGCACAUGAAACUUUACGUCCAUUAGCCUACAGCAUUGUUGCUGAUUUUGUUCACAAUGUGAGAAAUGAGUUAUCCACUGAUAAAAUAUUGAAAACAAUCACCAUGUAUUGUAAUCAUUUACAGGAUAGUUCAUUAGCUUUAACAGUUCAAAUUAUGAGUGCUAAAUUACUGCUCAAUUUGGUGGAGCGUAUAAUGCGUUUGAAUUCAAAAGCUGAAGGUAGACAGUUAUUUAUGUUGAUUAUUGAUGCAUUCACCAAAAGAUUCCAAGCUUUGAAUAGACAAUAUCCUAAUAUAAUGAAGCAUCAUUUUGAUGUGGAGAACAAGAGAUUGGAAAAGGAGAAGAAGCAAAAAGAAUUGAUGAAAUCAGAAAACUUGGGCCAUGAUGAUGAUAUUUCAAGUUAUUUUUUCAAAGAUGAACCUAAGAAGCUGGAAAGUGUCGAAAAUAAAGAUGCAGACGGUGAUGUUGAAAUGGAUGGUGAUGAAAGUAAUGAAAACAAAGACUCAACUGUGGAAGAGGAUUCAAAAGAAUAUGAUAUUUUUGACAUCCAAAGAGAAGUUCCUAUCUUGAUCACUGCACCAUCACCAACAGAUCCAUUAAAGGAUGCUCGUUAUUUGUUCCGUACUUUGCUACAGUUCUUAAAGACUAUCAGUUAUGGUUUAAAAAACUUCAAUCCUCAACCUCCAGCAACUCAAGAUGAAUUGCAUAAUCAAAAAUGGAAUGAUUUUGCUCGUGUUUUUUCAAAUGAAGAAGUUACUGUUUUGAGACAAUUAUUUUGUGAGUGUAUUUCUGGUAUGAAGUUCUUUUCAUCAUCUCAACAAAAAGAGCAAAAGGCACAUCAACAAAUCCUAGAAAAUAAACAUAUUUAUGAAAUUUCUGGUCCUUCAUUACCUGUCAGUUCAUCAAAAGAAGAGAAGGAUCUAAUGGAAAACUUUGCAAUCAUUUUCAUGCAUAUUGAUGCUGCCACUUUUAAUGAAAUUGUUCAAGCUGAGAUUGGCUUCUUAUACAAUGCUAUGUUGAAAGAAUCUGCCUUGUUGCACAUUCCUCAAUUCUUUUUAGCUAAUGAAAACACAUCUCCAAACUUUUCUGGUAUCUUGAUUUCGUUCUUGAAAAGCAAAUUAGAUGAACUAGGUGGAGAUGAUAUAAUAAAAUCAAACAUUUUGAUUAGAUUAUUCAAACUUUGUUUUAUGUCUGUUAACUUGUUUCCAACAUUAAAUGAGAAAGUCAUUCUACCACAUUUGAAUGAUUUAAUUUUAACUUCCUUGAAAUUAACAACAACAUCAAAGGAACCAAUUGCCUAUUUCCACCUGAUAAGAACUUUAUUCAGAAGUAUUGGUGGUGGUCGUUUUGAAAAUUUGUACAAGGAAAUCAUGCCAUUGCUUCAAGUUUUGUUGGAAUCAUUGAAUAGAAUGAUCUUGAAUGCACGUCGUCCUCAAGAACGUGAUAUUUAUGUUGAAUUAUGUCUCACGGUCCCAGUCCGUCUCAGUGUUCUUGUUCCACAUUUGAAUUAUUUAAUGAGACCUUUGGUGCUGGCACUAAAUAGUACUCAAGAAUUAGUUAGUCAAGGACUAAGAACUUUGGAACUUUGUGUUGAUAAUUUAACUGCUGAAUACUUUGACCCAAUCAUUGAACCUGUUAUUGAAGAAGUCAUGGAAGCUUUAUGGAGACACUUGAAACCGCUACCUUACCACCAUCAACAUUCACAUACAACUUUCAGAAUUUUGGGUAAGCUAGGUGGUAGAAAUCGUCGUUUUAUUAAACCUCAUCAAAACUUACAAAUAACUGAUAAAUUGCAACAAGAAAUUAAUGCUAAAUUCAAAAUUGAAGGUUUGAACCAAGAUGCUUCUUUAUCAAUCACACCGGGUAUCAAAUCAGCUAUUGAGAUUUUGGAAGACGUUACUGUUGAAUCACAUUAUAGAGUUAGUGCUUUCCAAUACAUUUCAAAAGUUUUCCUAUUAUUCAUUCCUUCCACUGAGAUCCCACAGGAUUAUGCAUCUACACUUUCAGCUGCUGUUUCAUUAAUCACUCAAGAGAAACUUGAAUUGGAAAAUCCAAACAUUGGAGAUGAAAUAAUUAUUAGCAAACAAAAAUUGAAUCGUGAACAAGAAUUAGUUUUAAGAUUAUACAAAUCCAUAUUUUAUGCUAUCUCAGUUCCAGAAACAAAGGAUGAAGCAACUAAAAUCAUCAAAAAUAUUGCUCAACAUUUUACUUUAUUAAGUGUCAAUAAAGUUUUGACUGAAAAAUUGAAAAAUCAAAGACCAUUUUUAGUUGAUGAUAAAGAAGGCAAAGUUGUCAUUUCAGAACGCAUCAUGUUUUACGCAAUUAUUUAUGCCUUGAGUUCUUAUAUCAUCGAAGUCAGAGAAGCUGGUAUUGAAGCUAUAAAGACUGUUUUCAACACUUCUGUCCUAGUAUUUGACUCUGUUGAAAAAGCAUUAGAGUUCCCGGUUUUGCGCUCAUUAUUUAAUGCGUUUGUCCACUCAAGUUAUGAUGAAGCUUACUACAACAAGUUGGCUAGUUGUCUUGGUUUAACUACAAUGGUUAAUGAGUUGAACAUUCCAAUUUCAUGGUUUAAAGUUCGUCAGUUUGAUUUGGUUCACUCGAUGUUUUAUGUUUUGAGAGAUACGAACCCUGAAGCUCCACAUGAAGUUUGUGAAACUGCGAAAAAUCUUGUUUUGAAUGUUUUGGUGAAAGCUAAUGAAAAUUCUACUGAAGCUGAAGUUCUAGAGAAACCAUUUCAAACAAUUGUUGGUGCAUUGGUUUAUGAUUUGAGUAAUGCUAAUCCAAUUGUCAGGGAAACUGCUCAAAAGUCUUUGAAGGCAUUGUCGGAAACCACUAAAGUACCAAUUGCAAAGAUGAUUGAAAAAUGCAAGAGCAUCUUGUUGACUCCAAUUUUUGGUAAACCAUUGAGAGCUUUGCCUUUCCCAAUGCAAAUUGGUAAUAUUGAUGCCAUUACGUUCUGCUUGGGCUUGGAAGAUUCAUUUUUGACUUUCAAUGAUGAGUUGAAUAGAUUGUUAAUGGAAGCCUUGACUUUAGUCGAUGCAGAGGAUGAAUCAUUGACUAGUGCUCAUAAAGUUUCUGAACAUCGUACAUCAGAACAGUUGGUGAAAUUAAGAGUGGUUUGUAUUAGAUUGUUGUCUUUGGCGUUAACAAAACCUGAGUUUACAUCAAGUCAACAAGGUCAUACUAGAAUAAGAAUUCUGGCAGUUUUCUUCAAAACUCUGUGUGCUAAGUCCACUGAAAUCAUCAAUGCUUCCCAUCAAGGAUUACAACAAGUGUUGUCACAAAAUGCUAAAUUACCUAAGGAGUUACUGCAAAAUGGGUUAAGACCAAUGUUGAUGAAUUUAUCAGACCACAAGAAGUUGACUGUUUCUGGUUUGGAGGCUUUAGCUCGUUUAUUAGAACUUUUGAUUACAUACUUCAAAGUGGAAAUUGGUAGAAAGUUAUUAGACCAUUUGAUGGCUUGGGCACAACCUGUUGUUUUACAUUCAAUUGCUUCUGAAGAGUUGGAAAACAAUCCAACUGUCAAAAUCAUUGUCGCUAUUUUGAAUAUAUUCCAUCUCUUGCCACCAAAAGCUUAUACAUUCAUGGAGGAAAUAAUCAAGACCUUACAAUAUUUGGAAGAUAACUUGCGUCGCAAACAAGGCUCCCCAUUCCGUGAACCAAUUGCUAAAUUCUUGAAUCGUUUCCCACAAGAAACAUUCCAAUUUUUCUCACAACAAUUUCAUUUGAGACAAUUGGGUACCAAGUUGGCCUAUUUUAUCAAAUUAAAGGAGUGCGAUGAUUUGAAAAAAGUUAUUAAAGAAAAUAUUGGAGUUCUCUAUAAUAGUGUGUCUCAAGAAACUCAAGCCGAAAAUAAAACUAUCAAGUUUGCCAACUUUAUUGAUUUGAUAGAAAGUUUAUCUGAAAGUGAUUCAGAGUGGUUGAUUUCUCAUAAACAAUUGUUGUUGGAUGUUUCUUCUCUAUCACAAGAAAUUAUCACUGUUGAGCAAAACGCUGCUUUGACUUCACCAAUCCAUUUCUGCAUUAGACAGGCUAUCGAGAAAUUACAGUCUCUUUUUGUCCAAUUGUUCCACAAAAAUAUCAAAGAUUCAGACAUCAUUCUAGGUUUCAUUGAUUUGCUAUCAUCACUAGAUAUACCAAUUUCGCCUUACUUGGAAGACUUCGUUUUUGAGAAAGUUGUUAAAUCUGAGGAUAGUGAAAUUCGUCAAGAAUAUAUGACCAAAUCAAUCCUUUUUGCUACUGAUAACAAAUCACUAAAAUCUAAAACGUUUAUUUUGAAACACAUCUUCAAUGCAAUUGUUAUCAAUGAAGGUUUACACAAUGGUAACUUGGAUAAUUUAGCUCAUAAACCACAAGGUGCUAAAUUGCCAACUUGGUUGGAUCUAGUUCAUAACAAAGUUUGGAGAGCGCAAAAUGAAAUGAUCACCAACCAUGUUGCUGGCUCAAUUGACAAUCUUAGAUUUGAAUUACUACAGUUAUCUGCUUUAUUGAUCAAAUAUGCACCUCAAUUAACUGCAGACCUUCGUAAGGAUGUUAUCAAAUUCAGUUGGAAUUUUAUUAAAUUGGAUGACACAUUGACCAAACAGGCUGCUUAUGUUGUGACUUCAUAUUUCAUUUCAGUUUAUGAGACGCCUGUUAAAAUCGUUACUCAAGUCUUUGUUGCUUUGUUGCGUACUCACACUGUGGAUUCAAGAUAUCUUGUGAGACAAGCUCUUGAUUUGUUAGCACCUGUCAUGCCACAGCGUAUGGGUCAAAGUGGUUCUUCUACUGGUUGGAUCAAGUGGGUUAGACGUGUCUUAUCUGAGAACAAUACAGUUCAAAACUUGACAGUUUACCAAUUUUUGAUUCAUCAUUCUGAUAUUUUCUAUAUUGCCAGAGAUCACUUUAUUCCAAAUAUCAUAACAUAUAUGGGUAAAUUAACUUCAAUGGCUAAUCCAGCUUUAGAGAAUCAACUUUUAGCAAUUGAAUUGGCUGAAUUAAUAUUGAACUGGGAAAUAAAGGCAAGAGAAGAAGCAGAUACGGGCACUAAAUUACUGGGUGCUGAUAGUGCUGGCUCUCCAGAAAUUUCAAGCUCUGAUAUUACUACACCAAAGAAUUAUUCUGUUCCAUUUGCACAACGUGAAGCUUGUAUCACAUUUUUAAUCAGGUUUAUUUGCAUUAGUUCACAAAGAGCAUCAGAAAAUGAUCUGGGUCAAAAGGCGUUGCAUAUACUUUACAAGUUGCUAAGUAAAGACUAUUGGUGUGAGGUUACUGUUAAGCUAGCAUUUUUUGAAAAAUUCCUAGUUCAAGCUGACUUGUCAAGUGCAAACCUUCUGGGAUAUUGUCUGAAUGCUUUAGAUGUUUUAGGUAUUGCCUUAGAAGGAAAAUCAACUUCUUGGAUUGUUGAAAACAUUAGCUUUCUCCAAUCCCUGUUAGAUAAAUGUUUACGCUCUGACAACCACGAUGUUCAAGAAGGUUUACAGAGAGUUUUGAGAAUUAUCUUGAAAGCUAUUACCGAGGAGACAAGCUCUGAUGAAAAAGAACAAAGCGAAGAGGUUAGAUCAUUCCUAACAUUAUUAACAACUAUUGUUGCUGAAGAUUUACAAAAUACAAAUUCUGUUGCAGCCGGUGUUACUUUAGCUUGGGCCCUUGCAAACUAUUAUCCAAAGGGACUUGAUACGCUUGUUCAAAGUAUCAUAAGAACUUUUGCAAAGAUCUGUAAAGAUCAUAUCUCCAUUUCACAAACAGAAUCUGCUUCUCCACAAGUUGAAUAUGAAGCCAAGAUGACAACCAAAUUGCUUGAAAAGAUUUUAUAUAUCUCUUCUAUGAGAAUAUCAACACUUGGUGAUCAACGCCGGAUCUUUUUGACAUUAUUGGCACAAUUGAUUGAUCGUUCAUUAGAUGUCCGUUUAUUGAAGGAAAUCAUUGGUAUAGUUAGAGGUUGGGUCUUCUCAACAACUGAUCUGUUCCCAACAACAAAGGAAAAAGCUGCAAUUCUUGUCAAAAUGCUGGUAUUUGAACUGAGAGGUGAAUUAUCGUUGUCAAAAGAGUUUUACCAAAUCAUUGUGGACAUUUUCGAAGAUAAAUCACUAACAUGUACUGAGCUCACUGUUAGAAUGGAACAACCUUUCUUAGUUGGUACAAGAUUAGCUGAUGUCAGUAUUCGUCAACGUUUAUUGUCAAUCUUGAAUGAAAGUCUCGAAAGAGAUAUAAAUAAAAGAUUGUACUAUGUCAUCAGGGAACAAAACUGGGAAUAUUUGGCUGAUUACAGAUGGUUGAAUCAAGCUUUGCAAUUGUUGUACGGCUCUUUUGACGGUGAUCAUUUUUUGAAACUUGAAUCCUCAUAUCAAUUUGCUACAUUAGACCAAAUCAAAGCGGUUAUUGGUGAUGAAGAUAAUGAGCCACUGGAUGGUGUUCAAGAUUUGCUUAAUGAGCAUGGUAAGUUCUUGGGAGAAAUUGGUCAAAUCAAAGCUAGAGAUAUUAUUGGACCAUUAUCAAACCUCUUUUAUAAGAGCCCAGAGACUGUUCAUUCUACUUGGGUGAAUGUUUUCCCUGUUGCAUACAGCUCCAUUAGUCGUCGUGAGAGAACAAACUUCAAAGAAGCACUUGUUUCAUUGUUGUCCAAAGAUUACCACACUCGUCAAGCUGAUGCUCGUCCAAAUGUUAUUCAAUCUUUGUUGGAAGGUGUUGGUAAAUGUUCUGAUCUCCAGUUGCCGCCACAUUUGAUCAAGUAUUUGGGUUAUAGUUUCGACUCUUGGUAUCCUUCCAUUAAAAUUUUGGAAUCUAUUGAGGACGAACCAUUGGUUGAUAACAAUAUUGUUCGUGAAACUAAUCAAGAUGCUCUCAUUGAAAUGUAUGCUACGCUUCAAGAGGAUGAUAUGUUUUAUGGUCAAUGGAGAAGACGUGCUAAAUACUUUGAAACGAAUGCAGCUUUGUCAUAUGAGCAAAUUGGUUUAUGGGAUAAAGCACUCCAACUUUAUGAGGCUGCUCAAAUAAAGGCACGUAGUGGUGUAUUGCCAUAUGGUGAAUCUGAAUAUUCUUUAUGGGAGGACAAUUGGAUUUUAUGUGCUGAAAAAUUACAACAUUGGGAUAUUUUAACUGAGUUGGCCAAGCAUGAAGGUUUUACUGAUUUGUUGCUUGAAUGUGGUUGGAGGGUUGCUGAUUGGACUGCUGAUAAAGAACCAUUAGAACAAUCUGUCAAAACUGUUAUGGAUGUUCCUACACCUCGUCGUCAAAUCUUCGAAACAUUUUUAUGCUUACAAGGGUAUGCUCAACAAAAGGAAACUUUACAAGAUUUGUCCAAAUUGUGUGAUGAAGGUAUUCAAUUGGCUUUACGCAAGUGGCACGCAUUACCAAAAAGAUUCAGUAAUGCACAUGUUCCACUGUUGCACUCAUUCCAACAAUACGUUGAGUUCAUGGAAGCUAGUCAAGUUUAUGGUUCAUUGCUUACAACUAAUGCUCAGAAUUUGGAUAACAAGUCACAAGAAUUGAAGAGAGUUUUACAAGCCUGGCGUGAACGUUUGCCAAACAUUUGGGAUGACAUCAAUAUUUGGAAUGAUCUUGUUACAUGGCGUCAACAUGCAUUUGGUGUUAUUAACAGAGUGUACAUGCCAUUCAUUCCAGCAUUACAACAAGCUAAUGGCAAUUCAAAUGCUAAUAGUUAUGCUUAUCGUGGUUAUCAUGAAAUUGCUUGGGUCAUCAACAGAUUCGCACAUGUUGCUCGUAAACAUAACAUGCCAGAUGUUUGUAUUAAUCAGUUAACCAAGAUUUACACACUUCCAAAUAUUGAAAUUCAAGAAGCUUUCCUAAAAUUGAGAGAACAAGCCAAAUGUCAUUAUCAAAAUGUUAAUGAGCUGAAUACUGGUUUAGAUGUCAUUAGUAACACAAACUUGGUUUACUUUGCCACACAGCAAAAGGCUGAGUUCUUCACAUUGAAGGGUAUGUUCUUGGCUAAAUUGAAGGCACAGGAUGAAGCUAAUCAAGCAUUUGCCACUGCUGUCCAAAUUGACUUGAAUCUGGCUAAAGCUUGGGCUGAAUGGGGUCAUUUCAAUGACCGUCGUUCCAAAGAAAAUCCAACUGAAAUGGUUUUUGCAAAUAAUGCCAUUAGUUGUUACUUACAAGCCGCUGGUUUGUACAAGAAUGGUAAGGCAAGAAAAUUACUUUGUCGUAUCUUAUGGUUGAUCAGUUUGGAUGACUCCACUGGUACCUUGUCAUCUGCAUUUGAGUCUUAUAGAGGUGAAGUGCCUGUUUGGUAUUGGAUAACGUUCAUUCCACAAUUGUUGACAUCAUUAUCACAUAAGGAAGCUAAAUUGGUUCGUCAAAUUUUGAUUCGUAUUGCUAAGACUUAUCCACAAGCUCUACAUUUCCAAUUGAGAACUACCAAGGAAGAUUUUGCUGUUAUCCAAAGACAAGCUAUGGCUGUUGCUAAUCGUCAAAAUGGUACCCCAGCUGAACAACCACGUCCAGCCUCCACUGGUUUGCGUCAACCUUGGGAAUACGUUGAUGAAAUAAUGGGUAUUUUGAAAACUGCUUAUCCACUUUUGGCCCUUUCCUUGGAAUCCUUGGUUGACCAAAUUAAUCAAAGAUUCAAGUGCAGUGCUGAUGAAGAUGCCUAUAGACUGGUUAUUGCAUUGUUGAAUGAUGGUAUUCAAUACUCAAAUCGUCUGCCAAAUCCAAGAGAAGAUGCUAAACUGCCACCUACUACUGAGGCCAAUAUAACAAGAUUUGCUGAUACUGUUUUACCAAGACAUAUUAGAGCUGAAUUCGAUAAAGAUUUUGUUUCAUCAAAACCAAACUUGGAAACUUAUAUUACCAAGCUCAGAAAAUGGAGAGAUCGUCUUGAAGAUAAAUUAGAUAGAAGAUUUUCUAGUGUUAAUCUGGAGAGUGUUUGUCCACAUUUAAGUGAAUUCCAUCAUCAAAAAUUUGAAGAUAUUGAGGUUCCAGGUCAAUAUUUGUUGAAUAAGGAUAAUAACUCACAUUUCAUCAAGAUUGAAAGAUUUUUACCAACUUUACAAUUGGUUAGAGGUACACAUGCUUGUUACAAACGUAUUAUGAUUCGUGGUCAUGAUGGUAGCUUACAUUCAUUUGCUGUUCAAUUUCCAGCUGCUCGUCAUUGCAGACGUGAAGAAAGAAUUUUCCAAUUGUAUCGUAUCUUUAAUGAUACUUUAUCAAGAAAAGUUCAAACACGUCGUCGUAAUAUUCAAUUGACAUUACCAAUUGCAAUUCCAUUAUCACCACAUAUUCGUAUUAUGAAUGAUAAUGAAAAUAUUUCAUCAUUACAGGAAAUUUAUGAAGACUAUUGCAAGAAUAAGAAGGUUAAUCGUGAUGAUCCAUUGCUAUAUUAUAAUGAAAAAUUAAGAGCUGCAUUUGAUCCACAUUUACCAAAACCAGAUAUUAUGAGUAUUAGGGUUGAAAUUUUAGGUGCUAUUCAAUCAUUGAUUGUUCCAAACAAAAUUUUGAAAGAUUAUUAUACUGGAUUAUAUUCCACUUUUGAAGAUUUUUGGUUAUUCCGCAAACAAUUUACUUCACAAUAUGCUUCAUUUAUUUUCAUGACAUAUUUGAUGAGCAUUAAUAAUCGUUUACCUCAUAAAAUAAGUAUCAAUGGUCAAUCUGGUGCUGUUACAACAUUUGAAAUGUUACCAUCAAAACUGGCAAGCAGUAAAACAAAUACAAAUUUUUACCAACAUAGUGCUUUGGAUGUUUCAGCCCAACGUGCUGCACCAAUUUUUUUCAAUGCAGAAAGUGUUCCAUUUAGAUUAACACCAAAUAUUCAAACAUUAAUUGGUGAAGCUGGAUUAGAAGGUAUUUUAUCAGUUCAUAUGUUGUUAAUUUCCAAGGCAUUAACUGAAGCAGAAUCUGAAUUGGAUACAUUUUUACCAUUAUUUGUUCGUGAUGAAGCUAUUUCAUGGUUUACCCAACAACAUCGUCCUUCAGCAGAUGAACCUCAAUUACGUGAAAUUGUUCGUGUUAAUGUUGAUCUGAUUUUGAAAAAGGCUCAACAAUUAUGCAGUGUUACUAGUGCAAAUUCUGUAACUACUCAACAUAUUUUGGAUUUGAUUCAACAAGCUGUUAAUCCAAGACAUUUGGCAGCUUCUGAUCCAUUAUGGAUGGCAUAUCUAUGA